Esox lucius (northern pike) is the source of this 3403-nucleotide messenger RNA. RefSeq names its product solute carrier family 2 member 11b (gene slc2a11b). Gene Ontology annotation, molecular function: hexose transmembrane transporter activity. Lineage: Eukaryota; Metazoa; Chordata; Actinopteri; Esociformes; Esocidae. The record is from RefSeq and is a predicted model, not a curated record. Bases 385 to 1920 code for a protein of 511 amino acids. Gene Ontology annotation, biological process: monosaccharide transmembrane transport. Gene Ontology annotation, cellular component: membrane. The transcript is spliced from 12 exons.
GCUACACUAAUACAAUGACAAAGGGGAAAAUAGCCUAAUUUCUGAAUACUAUUUUCGCACAGAAUGGAUUAAGCCUAUCUGUAACCAAUGGGAGAAAUGCCGUUCAGGUAAUUUUCAGUAGUUACUGUGACUAAAGAGUGCAGACUUUCCUUCCCAGAAAAAGCAAAGUCUGUAAAGUAAUUUCAUGCUCAGACGAGUGAAUGGGUCAUCCAUAGAACAACUGAUCAAUUGUAUUUCUUUCAUUAUAUUUACUGAGCAUUUCGACCACAUCCUGGGAAAACACUCAACGUGAGGAUGAGUACACUGGGAGAGAGCAAAUAUUUCACUUUUUGCUAGAGCAGAAGUUGUAGCUUACAUAAAUAUAAACAAAAAACAAGACUAAAAAUGCCUAAAGGAAAUAUGGAAUAUCAGCCUUUGCUUCAAGGAAUCACAGAAACAAAAGAGAAAAAAAAGUUUCCAAACAAAUCUAUUCUACUGGCAGUUUGUGCAGCUUGCAUUGGAGGGACCUUUCAAUAUGGUUAUAAUAUUUCAAUCAUCAAUGCCCCCACUAAGCCUGUACAGAAUUUCAUCAACCAAACGUGGCGGGAACGCUAUAACGAGGACAUCUCAGAAAAACACCUCACUCUACUGUGGUCUAGUAUUGUGUCCAUUUUCACAAUAGGUGGAUUGGUUGGAGCAACUACAGGUGGAACACUGGCCAUUAGAUUUGGAAGAAAAGGGACACUGAUGAUGAACAACGCAUUUGCCUUACUGGCUGCUCUGCUGAUGGGCCUUAGCUACCCCACUGGUAUAUUUGAACUGCUCAUCAUUGGACGUUUUUUCACUGGAGUAAAUGCGGGCAUUGGCAUCUGCGUUCAGCCGCAGUACCUGGGAGAAAUUGCCCCACGGGCGCUUCGUGGCUCGAUGGCAAUGGGGACCUCGAUCUUCAUAACGGGAGGAAUCUUGACCGGACAGGUGAUGGGGCUUAAUGAACUGCUGGGUAAAGAUGAGUACUGGCCCAUUCUGCUGUCCACCACCUGCAUCCCAGCGAUUCUGCAGCUCCUCAUACUGCCCUGGUUCCCAGAGAGCCCUCGCUACUUGCUGAUUGACAGAGGAGAUGACCUUGGAUGUAGAAAGGCGAUGAAGCAGCUCCACGGCACAAAUAACUUUGACUCGGAGAGGGAGGACAUGGAGAGGGAAAGGAUCAGUGCCCUGGGGAUCAAACCCAAGAAGCCCUGGGAGCUGUUCAUGGACCGCAGCCUCCGCUGGCAAGUCAUAACCAUCAUCCUGAUCAACGCCGCCCAGCAGCUCAACGGGAUCAAUGCUAUUUAUUUCUAUGCAGAUUAUGUGUUUGAGGAGGCAGGAAUACCAGCCGUUAACAUACCCUAUGUAACUGUAGGCACCGGAGCCUGUGAAUGCCUCACUGCCCUCACCUGUGGCAUGCUGAUUGAAUCUCUGGGACGAAAAGUGCUUAUAAUUGGAGGCUACACACUUAUGGCUAUCUGGUGUAUUUUUUUCACUCUGACUCUCACCUUCCAAGAAGCAGGCCCAUGGAUACCUUAUCUUAGUAUGGGAUGCAUCUUUGCUUUCAUUCUCAGCUUUGGCUUGGGACCAGGUGGUGUGACAAAUAUUUUAACCACAGAGUUAUUCACUCAAACGUCACGGCCUGCUGCGUACAUGAUCAGCGGAACUGUGAACUGGCUCAGCUUCUUCUUGAUUGGCAUGGUGUUUCCAUUCAUUGUGACUAAGCUCCAGCAGUACUGUUUCCUGGGGUUCUUGGUUAUUUGUGUCUUAGUGGCUGUAUACAUAUUUAUGAUAGUCCCAGAGACAAAGAACAAAACCUUCCUGGAGAUCUAUACAGAGUUCCAGUCUGUAGAGAAGAGGAAAGCUUCCAAAGGAGAUGAUGGUCCAAGGACAACGCUGUUGACAACCCCUCUGUGAAACACAGUUAAUGUGUUUCCUACGAGGACUUGUCAAGUCUGUACACACUUGCCUGUUAUUGACCAACUAGUGUUAUUUCAUUUCAGUAUCAUAUUGAUACAGAGUUCCAAUGCACUAAUAAUAACAGCUUUGAAAUUACGUAUAUAUAAUACCAGAUGAACAAUCACGUUUGCAUAAUGUCUAACUCCCUUUGUUAUUUACUUUCAAUUAAAAGUAGCAGUAUAUAAAGAUAUACUUUGCUUUUUAACCCCCGACCCUCCCCGUCCAAAUAUCAGCCUCUUUAACUAACAUUCCAUUACAUGCCACUCCUCGGCAUUCUCAAGUUUUAGCACAUGACAUGAAGUACAGGGAGUGGAAUGUCAAUUAAAGAGUAGUGUAUUCAGGCAAACUGUCCACUCUGAAGACAGAAGAAAACCAAAAAGCUACUAUAUGUACAUUGCUACAAACACCUAUUGUUUGAGAAUGCAGUCCGCAGUUGAACAUUUCCCUCAAGUUCACUUUAGCGAUGGAUUUUCAUAAAUGUUGGGCAAUCGCUCCCAUCACCCAGAUAUCAAAUGAAACAUUCCUAAGUCCUACAAAUCAAAUCUCAGGAUACCCAGUACACCACCAUUCUGAAAUAAGCCUCCUCAUAUGCAACAUUUCUGACGUAAAUGCACCGAAGAGGAUUAUGACAUUUCCUGUUACAGUGGUUCCUCAAUUCUCUCAACUGUACAGUUUGCAUGUAAAACUGCACUCUGAUAUUUUGAUAUAAUAACCAAUCCUGGACCUGGUCCCAGAAACAAGCCACCAAUGGAGAGUACCAGAAGAGAUGAUCUAAUGACUCCUCAAAGUAGAGUCUGCCCAGGCCACACUGUUCAUUGCCCAUACAUUCAUUAUUAUUUUAUAAGCAGGUACUCUAUAUAACAGCUUAAAUUAAAAAGGGUGUAUGGAUGUGCCCACUGUCUUAUUCAUCCCUUCAUAGAACCGAUGCCAUGGUAUCAAUGAACUGUGUUGAAUUUUAUGAUGCCUAGCUGACAAACCUUUUGACCAUAAUAGAAACAGAUACAUUUUAAAAAUGAUACUAUGUGUAUAAAACUAUUUUGUUCCAUCUCUGGUCUUUGAUUAAUGGCAAACCUACUACUAAUGAAUUAUUCAAUUUUUUUAGUAAUUGUCCCUUCCAGUUUUGUGGUAGAGUUGUGUCAUGGAAAAAACACCAGGAGAAAUGGAUGUAAGUAGAUAGCUUUAUUACAAAGCUUUAUUCAGGCAAAAUGGAAGGGUAAAUACUCAAAGUAAAACAUUUAAAUAGUUAGUGCAUAAAACUCUGACUAAGUAGGUCUUUCAAUACAAUGGACAAUUUAGAGCAUAGAAAGUACUAAACAGAACCAGUUUCAUCUUGUUUUAUAAGUGUUAGACAUCUUUAGAGAUUUUGGUCUUGACUAGUGUACCAUUUGCUCUGCACUUUCUGUGGUCCCAUACAGAAUAAAACAUUUUCUGUCAAAUAAGA